AUGAGAGGCGAACCGUGUGUGACUCCGACUUGUGCGAAGAGCGGCUCACUCGUAUGCCCGACGUGUAAGAAGCUGGGCAUACCAUCAGCCAUGAGCUCCUUCUGCUCGCAACAGUGCUUUAAAGGUUACUGGUCCUCGCACAAGGCACUGCACAAGAUGUUCACGCAAGCGCUGGCAGAAGAACAGGCUCGCGCCGAGAAUACAACGCCUUUCGAUGGCUUUCAGUUCACUGGUACGCUGCGUCCCGGUAUAGUGUCAGAAAUGAGUAAAGUACCAGAGCAUAUCCAGCGUCCGGACUACGCGGAGACGGGCAUUCCCGUGUCGGAGCAGCAGGCCAGCAAAAGCAUCCCCAUCUACACGUCUGAGCAGAUCGCAGGCAUUCGAGAAGCUUGUCGUCUUGGACGAGAAGUUCUUGACAUUGCAGGCAAUGCACUUCGUCCUGGAAUAACUGGAGACGAGAUUGAUAAGAUCGUACACACGGCCUGCAUAGAGCGUGGCUGCUACCCGUCACCAUUAAAUUACUACCACUUUCCCAAGUCGGUCUGCAUCUCGGUAAAUGAAGUGAUUUGUCAUGGUAUUCCGGACUCUCGUGCUCUUGCUGACGGAGACAUUGUCAAUCUUGAUGUGACAGUGUACAAGAACGGCUAUCAUGGAGAUCUGAACGACACUUUCUUGGUUGGAAAUGUAGACGACGACGGCGUCCGACUGGUAAAGACGGCAUUUGAAAGCUUAGCGGCAGCAUCCAAGCUUGUGCGACCCGGCACGAUGUUUCGUGAGCUGGGCAAGCACAUUGCCGCGGUUGCUAACGCACAGGACUUUUCCGUUGUCAAGACGUAUUGUGGUCAUGGAAUUGGGUCGUUGUUUCACUGCUCUCCAAAUGUUCCUCACUACGCUAAGAAUAAGGCUGUUGGUAUCAUGAAGCCUGGUAUGAUCUUUACUAUUGAGCCGAUGAUAAACAUGGGUUCAUGGCGUGACAAGACGUGGCCUGAUGAAUGGACGGCUGUGACGCAGGAUGGUAUGCGUUCCGCACAGUUUGAGCAUACAUUCCUUGUGACAGAGACGGGCUACGAGAUCCUGACGAAGCGUGAAAAUGAGCCGGUGAUGGAGUGGGAUUUCGCCAAGGUGCACCGACUGUAA
This is a messenger RNA of Peronospora farinosa, 1137 nucleotides long. The record is from the annotation of a GenBank genome assembly. Lineage: Eukaryota; Oomycota; Peronosporomycetes; Peronosporales; Peronosporaceae.